Octodon degus (degu) is the source of this 934-nucleotide messenger RNA. It is a transcript of the gene CUNH17orf107, whose product is annotated as chromosome unknown C17orf107 homolog. The coding region runs from base 203 to 808 and encodes 201 amino acids. The record is from RefSeq and is a predicted model, not a curated record. NCBI's taxonomy places the organism in Eukaryota, Metazoa, Chordata, Mammalia, Rodentia, Octodontidae. The transcript is spliced from 4 exons.
GGAGUCCAGGAUGCGUGACUUAGCGUCCCAGCUUCUCUGACCUCAGCACCUCCCCACUCCCUCAAGCUGGUCCUCUGACCUCACAAACACCUCUCUACAAGGGGGUGGGGCUAAGCCUCCCCCACCCCACCCCCCAGCUGCAGGCAUUUAGUUAGGCCAACCACUUCCGACCCUUCUACCAUUCCUACCACCUGCGGCAGCCAUGAAGGGGACCCCCAGCUCCCUGGACACCCUGCUGUGGGUCUACCGCUAUCACAGCUCCACCGAGGUGGCUCUCCAGCCCCCGAUUCUAUCUUCCCUGGAACUUGCGGUGGCUGCCGCACAUGAAUAUCUGGAGCAGAGGUUCGAAGAACUGAAGUCCCUGGAGCUGCAGGAGCCCAAGGAGCCCACCCUAGGGCUGGUGCUGAGAGAAGCCGCAGCCAGCCUCAUGAGCUUCACUGCCACUUUGUUAGAGAUAUCAGCCCUUUGGCUACAGCAGGAAGCAGGAGGACUGGAUCGUGGUGACAACGGCACAGACCCAGCUGCACAUGCUGGAGAUCCUGGUGGAGCGCUGGCCCGGGUAGCUCAGGCGGCCCAGCAUGGGGCUGUGCGAGCUGGGGCAGCAGCAAGCUGGAGCUCUCGGCUCUUGGUGCAGGGGCUGAGGCUGUGCCUGUGUGGACGGGGCCUGCAGGGGUCCACUUCAUUCCUGCAACAGUGGCGAUGCCAGCUAGGCCAUGGAAUCCCCAGAGAACCAAGACACUCAGGAGACCUUACGGUGGCAUCCAGCAGCAGUGAGGACACAGGACCAGAGCACCCAUUGCAACCCUAGCUCCAUCCCAUGUCUAAAUAAAGUCCAUGAGGGGUGGAAACAGCCAGUUUCUGCUAGAAUCACAAGGUUUUGGCUGCAUCCUUCCCAGGCCACUCCAUAUUCCCACCCUCGCAAGAGUGACCCCAA